GGCUAAUCUUCCUCCAAAAUAUUUAUAUAUGAUUUUCCUGGUUGUGUAAUAUAUUUAGAUAUAUAAUAAUUCAUCUAAUAAUCCCCCUGUUUUAGAAUCUGUAGCUUUUUCUAAGGACACUGCACUGCUUUCUAACCACAUCCUGAAAUACACACCAAGAUGCCAUCUUACUCUAAAAAAGUUUUAAAAGAGUCCCAUUUCCAAUAUCCUAUUCUAGAGUAAAGGUAAUUAUUUUGUCCUAUGUAUUAACCAUAUCUUGUAUUUUCUGUAUUGAGAUGCUUUUACAUUUGGGGACUUGCUGAUCCUAAAAGGACUGUUCCUCCCAGGUUAGCCAUUUCCUAGAGAUAGUAAACAAUUUACCGACAAAUGUGCUUUUCAAAUACAAAUCAAUCAAUCCAGAGCCCACACCCAAACCACUUCUUUUAUCAGGGUCUCACACUCUAGGCCACUAUCCACCUGCCCUAAUCACCCCAAGGCCAGGUACCAAACAAAUAGGGGGCAUGGCAUGCCCUUCCUUCCUGGGAACUGUAAGUAACAAACUAUCUGUCCAAGGACAAUCAUCUCCUGAUCUGUUGGCUUUACUAUACCUCAAAUUUUCUAUUAAUACACUAUACUUUGGAACAUGGCAGUGUUCUGAGCCAAAGCCAUCUCAUCCAUAUGUUAUAGUGCAAAAUUCUCCAAUCUCAAGAGAAAACAGCCACAAGAAUUUGAGCAAAUCCAAAGCUAUUUUAUAAGAAAAUGCAUGGCCCCAAAUAUAAGCUUUUCUAGCCAAUCCCAAUGGGGUACAGAAAUUUUUUUCAUUUAAAAAGAAAGUCAGGCUCUUGCCAUCACCCAACAAGUUGGUAAUAUUGCUGCAUUUCAAGGGUAUUUAAAUUAUAUUGACCCCCCAACAAUCAACAAUACAUAAUAGGUGUACUUAGAUACCGCUUAGCAAUGUUAACCUUAAAUUUUCACAUAUCAUCCAAAUGCCUGAAUUAAAAGACAAGUAUGCCAUUAAUCUAUAUGCCUUGAUUAUCAGUCCUACACAAACAAAGUAUGUGGAUCAAAGGGGAUGCCUGUUAUUCACUACUCUACAUUUCUUAAACUGUAAGUUCCAACAAGUCAAAUCCACUGAAAAUUAUAUAUCUGAACUCUUUCCACACUAUUUCUUUCUCCUAGUUAGUAUAGAAUUCCUAUUGUGUUUGGUCAGUUUUCUAAAGUAGAUCAAACGUCCCCCACCCCUACUGGAAAUGUACAGAGGCCCAUAGAUAGUUUUUUCUAACACAUAUACUACAUCAUAUUGCCAAUCAUUAGAUAUUUAGCAAAGAGGUGUAUUAGUCAGGGCUCUCCAGAGAAACAGAACUAACUAUAUAUAGAAAAAGAGAUUUACUUCAAGGAAUUGGUUCACACAAUUGUGGGGGCUGGCAAGUCUGAAAUCUGUAGGGUGGGCCAGCAGGCUAUAAAUUCACGUAAGCAUUGAUAUUGCACACUUAAGUUCAAAAUCCACAGGGCAAGCCAAGCAGGCCAGAAAUUCAAGUAGAGCUUCUAUGAUGUGGUCUUGAGGCAUAAUUCUUCCGUCCUUGGAAAAAUUUGUCUUUGCUGUUAAGGCCUUCAAUUGAUUAGAUGAGUCUCACCCAUACUGUAGAGAGUAACCUGCUUUACUUAAAGUCUUAUGAUUGUAAAUGUUUAUCACAUCUAAAAAACACCUUCACAGCAACAUCUUGACUGGUUUUUGACCAAACAACUGGGCACAAUAGCCUAGCCAAGUUGAUACAUAAAAUCAUCCAUCACAGAGGGUGUUUUGCUGGUUUAGUUUGAGUUUUGGUUCAGGUUUUAUGAUGGUGGUAGUAGUUACGAUGUAAUACCACAGAAUUAUCAUGUUUCCUCAAUUAGAAUUUUGCCACCAGUUUAUAUUUAGCCUAUAGCAGGGGAGCUGCUGAAAUCAGGCUGAGGUACUAAUCUAUUUUGUAAAAUGUUAUGCAAUCAAAUCCUAAUAAUUCUAUUACGGUAUGCUAUUAACACAGUCAAAAUUAUAUAAUUAAUCAUUGCAACUGACUAUUAGACUUAUAAUGGUUCUAAUAACUUUGUAAUAUAAAAGAAUGAAUCUGUGUCAAUAGAUAAGUGUUAACAGAAUUAUAAUAUGGAAUGACUAUUGAAAUAUUACUAAUUUAAAUUUAUACAUGUAAAAAUUUUAAAUGGCUCAUCUUUCAUCAACCUAGACCAAAAAAAUAGGCCAAAUAAGGAUUUCAACCAUCAAAGUUGAUUUUAAAAAUCAAAGUAGUCCAGAGGUGCCCCAGACCUGGCAGUGGAGCAUCAAAAAACUGGAAGGCCUCACUCUCCUCCUCCAGUGGCUGACGGCUUCACUUGUAAAAUACCACCAUGGACAGUAGGUCUCCAAGACUGAAAUGAAAUGUGGCUUUGUGAAUAGGGUGUGGGCUUUGGAGUCAGAAACUUUGCCAUUUGUUGGCUGGGUGACUUCAGAUGUCUCAGUCUUGAAGGAUUUCACUGUGAAGGUUAUUGGGGAUUAAAUGAGUUUGUACUUGUAAAGUAUCUACUACAGAGCCUUAUAGUUCAUAAACACUCAAUAAAAGGGAGUUUCAUUACUCCCCUUGUUCUCCACAAUGGCUUAUGAAAUCCCAUUCACUGGCUCAUUCUUCCUCGCACCACACACCUCUUGGCUUUCCCUUACUAUCUGAUUCCAACAAGCCAGCUUCAUUUGUUAACCCUUCAGUUGUUUCAACGCCCCUCCUAUUAGAUAAAUAGAACAAUUUUUCUCAUUUUUAAUCAUCAAAUAUUUAUUAAGUGCCUAUUCUAUAGGAGGUUCUCUGCCUCAAGAGUUACAAAGAUAAAUAAAACCCAAUCUCUGGCUUCAAAAUCUCUGGAAAAUUAGAAAUUAUUCCAGAGCCAAGAUACAUAAGUUCCCUUCCGGUAUCCUAAGUUUAAGGUCCUCCCAUGUAUUUUGAAAUCUUCUUAGCCUCUUGGUGCUACUCUUCCUUCCCUCUUGCCCCUCUGAAGUUCUAAUUCUUUAUUAUGACACAGAUUCUAGAACCUUCAUAGACCAUACUCUUGUAAUCUGCUUAGGUUUGACCACCUGAGCCACACAAUUCCUCUGCGACUCUCUGCAUCCUUGUCUACAAGUGCCUCCCUUACAUCCUAGUUCAUUUUGCUCAGAAUCUGUGAGCUUGGGGUGUUCAUUUUAUCUUGAUCUCCUUCUGAUAAAGAAAUCCAGAUGAUACAGAACGUAUUGAAGACAAUACCUGGAAAAUGGCAGUCUUGGAAAUAACUUUGGCUAUCAUCCUGACUCUACUGGGUUUUGCCAUUCUGGCUAUUUUGCUAACAAGAUGGACACGAUGCAAGCAAAAUGAAAUUGAUGUCUCAAGAUACAGUUCAGAACAAAGUGCUAGUCUUCUGGACUAUGAAGACAGUACAGGAUUCCGACAUUCAUAUUCAACAGAAAGUGACACUUCAUAUGAUGAUCUAGAGGGAUCCAAAGGAGAUUACACACCAUCAGCCAACUCCCUAGCACUGUCUCUAUCACAUAUUGGAGAACAAAGAGGUGAUACAAAAGGCUUCAAAGUAACUCCAGAACCUUUAUCUGGCACUGCAGGACCCAUAACUGGAGCUAUUGGACCCAUAAUGCAAUUCACAGCACCUAUUCCUGGAGCUACUGGACCUAUCAAGCUUUCUCAGAAAACCAUUGUGCAAACUCCAGGACCUAUUGUACAAUAUACUGGACCCAGUGCUGAAACUUCAGAAAUGACCACUACAGGAUACUCCUCUUCUGGUCCACCUUCAACGCCUAGAGGUCUGCCUCUGGCACCCAUGAUGAUUUCACAGAGAACCUCAACAAGACCUGAGAAAUCUAAGAUAAGACAAGAAGAGCCAACACAUGUAGCAGUACCUAUCAUUACUUCUAUGCCUGUUGCAAUUGGUCCAGUAGCAGCUGUGGACAGCUCUGGAAAAAUCACACUAGCUCCUAUGGUUAUAUUUCCAGGUUACAUGGACAGAGAACUUGCAAAAAUAUCAGAUUCUAAAGGCCAGAUUCUAAAAAGUAAAGGCACUACAAAUUCUCAGAGUAGCCAAGAAGAAAAUAAGGAAGCACUAAAGAAGGAAAACUUAUUCAUAGAUUCUGAUGAAUCCUUAACAUCAAGACAUGAAAUGGAGUCAAAAAGCAAAGCAAAAGGUAUUGAACUGGAGAAAGGCAAGACAGGAAUGGAGGUCAAGGUAAACAAGAGUGACGUUAGGAUACCAAAAGGACAGGAGGCCCAAGUAAAGAAUAACAAAGCCAAAAUAACACAAGGACAGGAGGCCCAAGAGAAGAAGAGUGAGGCCAGAAUACCACAAGGACAAGAGGCCCAAGUAAAGAAGAGUGAGGCCGGGAUACCACAAGGACAGGGCUCCCAAGAGAAGAAGAGUGAGGUCAGGAUACUAAAAGGACAGGGGUCCCAAGCAAAGAGUGAGGCUGGGAUGCUAAAAGGACAGGGGUCCCAAGAGAAGAAGAGUGAGGUCAGGAUACUAAAAGGACAGGGGUCCCAAGUAAAGAAGAGUGAGGCUGGGAUACCGAAAAGACAGGAGGUCCAAGAUAAGAGUGAGGCCAAGAUACCACAAGGACAGGAGGCCCAAGACAAGAAGAGUGAGGCUGGGAUACCACAAGGACAAGAGGCCCACAAAAUGAGUGAGUCCAGCAUACCACAAGGACAGGAGGCCCAAGAAAUUAUGAGUGACGCCAAGAUACCACAAGGACAAGAGGCCCAAGAAAAGGAGAUUGAGGCCAAAAUACCGCAAGGACAGGAGGCCCAAGAAAAGAAGAGUGAGGCUGGGAAACCACAAGGACAGGAGGCCCAAGAAAAGAAGAGUGAGGCCGCGAAACCACAAGGACAGGAGGCCCAAGAAAAGAAGAGUGAGGCUGGGAAACCACAAGGACAAGAGGCCCAAGAAAAGGAGAUUGAGGCCAAAAUACCACAAGGACAGGAGGCCCAAGAAAAGAAGAGUGAGGCUGGGAUACCACAAGGACAGGAGGCCCAAGAAAAGAAGAGUGAGGCCGGGAAACCACAAGGACAAGAGGCCCAAGAAAAGGAGAUUGAGGCCAAAAUACCACAAGGACAGGAGGCCCAAGUAAAGAAUAAUAAGGCUGGGAUACUACAAGGACAGGAAGCCAAAGAAAAGAAGAGUGAGGCUGAAAUACCACAAGGACAGGAGGCCCAAGACAAGAAGAGUGAGGCCAAGAUACCACAAGGACAGGGGUCCCAAGAAAAUAAAAGUGAAGCCAGGAUACUAAAAGGACAGGGGUCCCAAUUAAAGAGGAGUGAGGCUGGGAUACCACGAGGACAGGGGUCUCAAGGAAAGAAGAGGGAGGCCAGGAUGCCAAAAGGACAGGGGUCCCAAUUAACGAGGAGUGAGGCCAGGAUACCACAAGGACAGGGGUCUCAAGGAAAGAAGACUGAGGCAGGGAUACCACAAGGACAAGGGUCCCAAGGAAAGAAGAGUGAGUCUGGGAUAUCGCAAGUGUCAGAAGCCCAAGACAAGAAGAGUGAGGCCAGGAUACCACAAGGACAGGAGGCCCAAGUAAAGAAUGAGGCUGGGAUACCACAAGGACUAGGGUCCCAAGUGAAAAAGGAGAAUUCUGAGGAAAAGGAAAGCAGACCAAAGAAAAGGGAGAUGCAGAGAAGAAUGAAGAUACAAAAUAAAUAGAUGCUAAAAACAAGAAAGGUGAUGAAGGAAAGCACAAAGUAAAAGGAAAGAAAGAAUCAGAAGUCAAGGGUUAAAAAGCAAAAGGUUCAGUGACAGGCAAAGGCAAGUUAAGGAAGGAAGUACAACAAAAAGGUCGAAGAGUAAGGGUAAAUAAAAGGAAGACCCAUAAGUCAACUGAUUAUUAUGAUUCCCAUCCUCCAGAUACAAGUCAUAUCCCAGCCAUUGCCUAAAUAGAUCACAAUUAUAGAAUCCAUUUAACCUAUACCUCUGCAGAGUUUCUGCUCUUUACACGUUUUACCAUUUUUAGACCUCUCAGCCACAACCUCAGCUUUCAACUGUUUUGUAAGUUGGUACUUAUUUAAUCAAGAAAGACUGGAUUUUUUCUGAAAUAAAACAUUUUGAUUAAAGAAA
Equus caballus (horse) is the source of this 6081-nucleotide messenger RNA. The record is from RefSeq and is a predicted model, not a curated record. NCBI's taxonomy places the organism in Eukaryota, Metazoa, Chordata, Mammalia, Perissodactyla, Equidae.